AUGGCGAAGAAGUCGCCGCCAAUCUCCACUUCCUUCCGUUCUUCAUCGCAUUCCUAACCAAAUAAUCUUUGUUGCUUCUUGAGUAAUCAUUCGCGAUCGGCGAUCGCUCAAUGUCUCGCCAUCCGAUCCUUUUCUUCUCUGUUCUGUUUAUUCUGCGAUUUGUUUCAGGGGAAGGCGCGGCGACGUUCUCCUUCGUGAACCACUGCGGCGACACCAUUUGGCCAGGCGUCCUGUCGAGCUCCGGUAGCUCUCCGCUGGAGAGCACCGGAUUCGAGCUCGCCGCGGGCGAGAGCAGGUCCCUUUACGCCUCCUCCGGUUGGUCCGGCCGCUUCUGGGCUCGCACCGGCUGUGUUUUCGACGCUUACGGUAACGGCUCAUGCGGCACCGGCGACUGCGGGACUGGCAGGGUGGAGUGCGCUGGUUCGGGGGCGGCGCCGCCCGCCACUCUGGUCGAGUUCACGCUCGGCGGGGAGAAGGAUUUCUACGACGUGAGCCUGGUGGAUGGGUACAACCUGCCGGUGGUGGUGGAAGCGGCGGGCGGGGAGUGUCCGUCUACUGGGUGCUUGGCGGACAUAAACCGGCGGUGCCCGGCGGAGCUCAGGGCGGGGGAUGGCGCGGCGUGCCGCAGCGCGUGCGACGCGUUCGGGCAGCCGGAGUUCUGUUGCAGCGGGGAGUUUGGGAACCCGCAGACGUGUCGGCCGUCGGCGUACGCGCAGAUGUUCAAGGCGGCGUGCCCGCGGUCCUAUAGCUAUGCCUUCGACGACGCCACCUCCACCUUCACCUGCUCCGCCGCCGGAGGAGCGCAGGCCUAUUCCAUCACCUUCUGCCCCGAAUCCUCCACAAGUCAAAAAUCCACCAAAAACAAUACCCCUCCAAAAACUGGAGGAGAAGGAGAAGAAGAAGAAUCGUGGCUCGCAAGUCUCGCCAUCGGCAACGCUAACCCUUCCAGAAUAGCAAGAAGGAAAGAAAUAGUUUAUUCAAUUAUAAGUCUCCUCCUGUAUUUUUCCUUAUUUUGAGGGUGCAGUUGUUUGUUUGACAAUUAGGCAAAAUUUCAUUUCAGGCCUGAAGAAGUUUGCUUACAUUUGUUUUUUUCUCAAGGCGCUAUUGCCCUUUCCAAUAAUGAUAAAAGAAAUUAGAUAUUUUA
Molecule: messenger RNA, 1144 nt
Organism: Zingiber officinale
Lineage: Eukaryota; Viridiplantae; Streptophyta; Magnoliopsida; Zingiberales; Zingiberaceae
Product: thaumatin-like protein 1
Exons: 3
Coding region: 111-1016 (301 amino acids)
Biological process (GO): defense response
Cellular component (GO): extracellular region
Source: RefSeq, a predicted model, not a curated record